Messenger RNA from Schistocerca nitens (vagrant locust), 1269 nucleotides. RefSeq lists its product as uncharacterized. The record is from RefSeq and is a predicted model, not a curated record. Lineage: Eukaryota; Metazoa; Arthropoda; Insecta; Orthoptera; Acrididae. The transcript has 2 exons. Bases 388 to 954 code for a protein of 188 amino acids.
GUCUAGAAAGGCAGAUCAAGAUACUAAUUACAGAGAAUGAACCGAAAGCAGUGCUAAAGUGUUUGCUCUGCUGUGUGUUCAGGGUGAAUAGUUCUGCCUUUUAGAGGGUCCAUUAAAAUCUAAGUAUGUUAAGUAGAAAUUAUUGUGAUGGCUGUGCUGCUGAGGUCGACAGGAAGUGAGGGACAUCAUCACAGAUGAGAGCACAAAAGAUUAGUGUGCUGAAUUACUCUGUCAGCAGAUAACACCACACAACUGCAGCUGGUCUCACUUAUUUCCAGCACAUGAAGAUAACUGUACUAUCUUGGCUGGAACCAGUUAAGAUGAAACCUGCCUUUCUGUCAGACAUACUACAGAACUGUGCUGUGUACACUGGUGAUUGCCUCCACAAUGGACUGUCCUCCAGAAUGUCCAGAUAGAUUGUCCUUCAGAAUAUGCAGACCAGCACCCCAGCAUGUCUGGGCCAACAGCAGCAGCACUGUGGAUCAUGUAGCACACCUGACCAGCAUGUUGGAACAGGACAACGAGCUACUAUUAUCAAUCCAUUUCAUCAAUGAAGACACCCCAACUCUUAAAAGAAUAGUGCUGGGGCCCCUACACCACCCCAGUCCAGGUCAGUAUUGGUUUCCAAGGCAUUCACCAUCCCAGAACAUUCUGUGGUUACUUCAAGGACAGAGUGUUGAUGUGGUAGAUGAGAAGCUGUUGAUUCCUCCCAGUGCUCUAAUACUUUUCUCUUCAGUUUAUAAUUUAACUGCUAGUGAUUCAGAGCACUUAAAGACUGGUAUUGAAGCCCCAGUGGACAUCGACUGGGGUGUAGCAUUAAAGUUUGAAAAUGCAUUGAGAAGUAUUGAAUUGCAGUUUACAAAGGUGAAAUGGGAUGAACUGUGUCAUUCAGAACUCUACGUGAAUCAACAGAUGACCUCCAAGUAUUCCAUCUCAUCCACGCUCAGGCAUUAACAGUGCUGGCCUAAACUAUCUGUAACAUUAUUGUAUGAUGGCACAGCACUCAAGAUGAAAUCUGGAGGUCAAUCCAUUUAUCUGCAACACUCCAUCAUUAAAAACUUGUUUGGCCUAUGAAUUAUGCUAUCCCUUGGGUUGGAAAAGCUAAACUGUGUGCUACUGUGCGUUAAUACUAUGUAUAAAGACACUGUGAACUGUCUCCAUACGUAUAGUGUUCUUGCAGUUAAUGUAGGAAACUGCAUCAAUAUGGUGUCAAAAGGAUAAGCUGUAGGAAUACCUAUCAGUUUGAGAGAAAUACAUGAUGAAUUUUGU